UUCUGCUUGCCAACCAACUUCAUUGAUUAAUCAAAACUCGUCGUUACCUGCAACAUGUAAUUGUCGGAGUUAUGCCUGUGUACAUUCAUCGUCAAAGUAAGUUGUCUAUAAAGUUUCCAGGAAAAAAGUUCAUUAGCCGCAGUGAUCAGGAGUUCUUCCUUCCUGAGCAAGAAAGGAACUAAACAAUCAGAAAACAAAAUGAAAAUGCCGCGAAAAUCAAUCAUACUACUCACUACAGUCUAUUAUUACAUCCUGCUUUUCUCCCCACUGAUCAACUUCCUUGUGUCGCCAGCAAAUGCUUACAGCAGCAGCAGUGCGAAUGAAACCGAUCGGCUUGCCUUGAUCGAAUUCAGAAAAGCAAUAACCAGCGACCCAAAUGGGUUUUUCCAGUCGUGGAACGAUUCAGUCCAUUUCUGCAACUGGGCGGGGAUUUCCUGUGGAGGCAACCCUGCAGGAUUGCAAAGAGUCAGAUCUCUGGAGAUUAAUCAGCAAGACCUGGUAGGCACUCUGUCUCCACACAUCGGAAACCUCAGCUUCCUUCAGGCUAUCAGCCUGGAUAACAACACCUUCAAGGGCGGGAUUCCAGCGGAAAUCGGAAACCUACUUAACCUCCAGGAGCUAAAUAUCACCAGGAAUUCUCUCGAUGGAGAACUUCCUGACAACAUAACACAGUGCUCCGAGCUCAGGAUUAUCAGAUUGCACUUAAAUCACUUACAAGGGAGGAUCCCUCUGGGGUUAGGUUCUUUAUCAAAGCUCGAGGUUUUCAGGAUCAACGACAAUAACAUGACGGGAGAGAUUCCUGCUUCGGUUGGAAACCUGUCGAACCUGAUAGAGUUUGCAGUGUCAUUUAUCAACUUGGUUGGAACAGUUCCAGAGAGCUUAGGCAACCUGCGCAGCUUGUACUCCAUCUCUCUAGCCGGCAACCAACUGACCGGUCCGAUUCCUCGAUCCUUAUUUAAUAGUACGACACUCAGAAUCAUUGCCCUUCCUUGGAAUCAAUUCUCGGGUAGUUUGCCGGAGGAUAUAGGCUUCACUGUACCGAAUCUCCAGCAGUUCGCUAUUUCCAAGAACAAAUUCGUGGGCCAAGUUCCCAAAUCAUUCUGCAAUGUCACCGGGUUACAGGUGCUGGACAUGAACAAGAAUGGUUUCACGGGACGGAUUCCCAAUUGUCUCGGGAAUUUGGCCAGAUUCACCUGGCUAUCGGUUGGAGUGAAUCGUCUCGGCAGUUAUUCAGCAGCGGACUUUGAGUUCUUGACUGGAUUGCAGAAUUGUACCCAGCUACAAUUGUUGGUCAUAAGUGGUAACAACUUUGGAGGUAAUUUACCGGACUCCAUAGCUAACCUCUCAGUCCAGCUCACUAGGCUUAGCGUUGCGCAUAAUCAGCUGACAGGAGAAAUCCCUUCCGGCCUGGAGAAAUUCAUCAACUUGAACGACCUGGAACUGAAUGAUAACCUCUUCCGAGGCAUGAUUCCCUCUUACUUCAGCAAGUUUCCGAACUUGCAAAGCUUGCACUUGGAAGGGAAUCAGCUAUCGGGACAAAUUCCGGCCACCAUCAACAACCUGACUCAGUUGUCAGUGCUCGAUGUCUCGGACAACAGACUAGAAGGCGUUAUUCCCUCGGGUAUCAGAUCGUUUGUGCAUUUGAACUACCUGGACGUUUCGGGGAACACUUUUUCCGGCACUAUCCCUGGCGAGGUCUUCAGUCUUCCUUCCUUGACUAAACUAUUGAACCUGUCGAACAAUGAGUUCACUGGCAACCUGCCUCCAGAAAUUGGGAAGUUACAUUCCCUAAUCGCUUUGGAUGUUUCUCAUAAUUUGCUGAUGGGGCCAAUUCCAAACAGCAUCGGGGAUUGCAAGAGCUUGGAGUUUCUGUACUUGCAAGGGAAUUCCUUCAAUAGGUCAAUCCCUCCAUCUUUAGCUUCAUUGAAAAGCCUUGAAGUGCUGGAUCUUUCCCUCAACAAUUUAAGAGGAGAGAUUCCGCUCGAUCUCCAGAACAUUAGCGCUCUCCAGUAUCUGAAUCUUUCCUUCAAUCACCUAGAAGGCCAGGUGCCAAGGGAAGGUAUCUUUUCAAAUGCAAGCAACGUAUCAUUAGUGGGAAAUACUAUGCUUUGCGGAGGUGUGUUGGAUUUCCAUCUCCCGAAAUGCCCAACUUAUAAGGUUGUCCAGCGCCAUGGUAUUAGUUCUCAGAGAAUGAGAAUCUCACUGACAGUUAUUUCUGUUUUAGUGGGUCUUGUCUCAAUGCUAAGCCUUCUACUGAUCUUGAAGGCGAGAAUGUGGAAGAAGAAGCCUCCGUUUGAAUAUCCAAUAUUGCCCACCUUUAUGAGGGUCUCUUACAGAGACCUGAGCAGAGCAACUGACGGAUUCUCUUCCGAUUGUUUAAUUGGGUCUGGCAGCUUUGGCGUCGUCUACAAAGGUAAACUAAAUGAAACCGACCCACCAGUAGCUAUCAAAGUGCUGAAUCUAAAGCAAAGGAAGGCUUACAAGAGCUUGGCGGCGGAAUGCAAUGCACUGAGAAGCAUUAGACAUCGGAAUCUCGUCAGCGUUGUGUCCUUCUGCUCCAGUUUGGACAACAACGGCAACGAAUUCAGAGCUCUGGUAUUCGAGUACAUGCCGAAUGGGAGCUUGGAGAAGUGGUUGCACCCCAUGGAUGGUUCACUGAGUUUAAGCCUCAUUCAAAGACUAAACAUCGCGAUAGACGUAGCAUCCGCGCUACACUAUCUUCACGACCUAUGUGAAACCUCGAUAGUUCAUUGUGACUUGAAACCAAGCAAUGUGCUGCUCGAUGAAUCCAUGGUUGCUCAUUUGUGUGAUUUUGGCAUUGCAAGGAUACUUUCCGCCGAGGACACAUCCUACUUAUCUAGCACCAUUGGCAUCAAAGGAACAAUUGGGUAUACCCCUCCAGAGUAUGGAAUGGGCAGCGUAGCUUCGAAAGAAGGCGAUGUCUACAGCUUCGGUAUCCUACUACUGGAAAUGUUCUCUGGGAAAAGACCUACUGACCAAAUGUUCGGCGAAGGCCGUAAUCUCCGAGAAUUUGUGAUGGCGGGGCUGCCAGAUCUGAUAUCCGUCGUAUUGGAUCCGCUGCUUUUACCCGGUGGUGGAGACGGAAUUGAACCCACGGAGGGAGAAGGCAGCAGCAAUGAGAUCACCGAAGCAGCCGCAGUGCGGCAAAGAGACAGUAACUUGGCAGACGAGAGGCUCAUGAGGUCGAGUCAAUACCGCAAUUGCAUGAUUUCAGCGGUGGAAAUCGGAAUAGCUUGCUCGAUGGAGUCGCCGGCGGAGCGGAUGAAGACGGCGGAAGUUUCCCUGAAGCUGCAAUCCAUCAGAGAAGUUUUUCUGGCGAGCACCGUCCGUCGAUCGAGAGCAAGGCCAGCUCUGGAUCCAGCGUAAACAGGGAAGCUCCCGCCUGCUCGCUUCUUGUAUGUACAAGGUCAAGGACGAUUCUUCAUUCCAAAAAUCAUACUCUUCUAAUCGCCCCGUCUCGAUGGUUUUAUAUAAAAACCGAUUGGCGGCAGUUCUGAAUAUCACCGUCUCUCAGCAACCCGAUUGCGACGCAUUCCUGCUCUUCCCGCCGAAAGAAGCGAAGGUCGACGUUGAAUCAGGUUAACUGGGAAUUCCACUCAGGUUUCAGAAUCAGGUUCGGGGCAGCUCAGAUUGCAGGCCGAGUAACUCACGGGCCAAAAAGACGACCUCGAACACGUCAUCGGCAAGUUCCCUGUGCUGUUUUUUUUUAUCACAUCGGCGACCGAUUGUCGGGGAUCAUGGCGGCGACUUUGGAACAGAUUCCUUAUCACCCUGGCGGCUAAAGCUGCAUUGACUUUAUUAAGGGUUAAUAGCUGCAUUGACUUUCUUUAAGGGUUAAGAGCUGCAUUGACUAAAUAUAAUUCUCUUUUUUACACAUUAUUGAAGAAUAUACAGCAACGUCACAACAAAAAGAAAUUACAUAGGAGAAACAUUAUUAAUCUGCCACUGGCUGUCCGACCACCUGAAUAUAUACCUGAGCACCGUAGAAAACUUCAUCAGCCUUUGUGAUCACAAACGGAAAGUGAACCUGCUUUCCACUUUCUAUGUGAGCCAAGAAAAAGUCUGUAAAGAACAAUGUCGAGUAAUGCUAUCCUACUCCUACUUCUCGCCACAAUCUACUAUUCCUUCUUCCUUUUCUCCCCGUCAAUCGACUUCCUGUUGCCUGCCAAUGCUGCUAGUACAAACGAAACUGACCGACUUGCGCUACUUGAAUUCAGAAAAGCCGUAACCAGCGACCCGAAUGGAGUUUUGCAGUCCUGGAAUGAUUCAGUCCAUUUCUGCAACUGGGUCGGCGUUUUCUGCAACGACAAGCAACGAGUCACAUCUCUAGCCAUGUCUCAGCAGGACCUGGUGGGCACUCUGUCUCCACACAUUGGCAACCUCACCUUCCUUCAGGCUAUCAGCCUGGAUAAGAACAGUUUCCAGGGUGAGAUCCCGGCGGAAAUUGGCAACCUGCUUCACCUCCAGCACCUAAAUAUCAGCAGGAAUUUCCUCACCGGAGAAAUUCCUGACAACCUGACCCGGUGCUCCGAGCUCAGGAUCAUUCAACUGCAGAUCAAUCACUUACAGGGGAGGAUUCCUUGGGAGAUUGGGUCACUGUCCAAGCUUGUGUCCAUAAGGAUUCAGCAGAAUAAUUUGACCGGGGAAAUUCCGCCUUCGGUUGGAAACCUGUCGAACCUGAUCGACUUCGGAGCUUCUUUUCUCAACUUGGUGGGAACAAUUCCGGAGAGUUUAGGCAACCUGCGCAGCUUGCAAAACAUCUCUCUCGCCAAUAACCAACUGACCGGUGCGAUUCCUCGAUCCUUCUUCAAUAGUACUUCAGUUGGAAUCAUCGCCAUUCCUUGGAAUCAUUUCACAGGUAGUUUGCCGGAGGAUAUAGGCUUCACGCUACCGAAUAUCAGGAAGUUCGCUAUUUCCAAGAACGAGUUUGUGGGGUCCAUCCCAGAAUCGUUCUGCAAUGUCACGGGGCUAGAGAUGUUGGACAUGAACAAGAAUGGUUUCACGGGACGGAUUCCCAAUUGUCUCGGGAAUUUGCCCAGAUUCAACUGGCUAUCGGUGGGAGACAAUCGUCUCGGCAAUUAUUCGUCAGCGGACUUGGAGUUCUUGACUGGGUUGCAGAACUGUACCCAACUGCAAUGGUUUGUCAUAAGUAUUAACAACUUUGGCGGCUCUUUACCUAGCUCCAUAGCUAACCUUUCAGCCCAGCUCACUACAAUUGCCCUUUCGCAGAAUCAGUUCACAGGACAGAUCCCUUCAGACUUGGAGAAAUUCGUCAACUUGAAUUACCUCGACCUGUCUUAUAACUUCUUUCGAGGUAUCAUUCCCCCUUCCUUCGACAAGUUGCUGAAUUUGGAAAGUUUGCUCUUGUUAGUAAAUCAGCUAUCGGGACCAAUUCCAAUCACCAUUGGAAACCUGACUCAAUUGUCAGUGCUCGAUGUCUCAAACAACGGACUAGAAGGCAUUCUUCCCUCGGGUAUCAAAUCUUGUGUGCAAUUGAACUAUUUGGACGUUUCCCGGAAUUCUCUUGUCGGCAUUAUCCCUAGCGAAGUCUUCACUCUUCCUUCCUUGACUAAACUAUUGAACCUGUCGAGCAACAUGUUCAUCGGCAACCUGCCUCCAGAAAUCGGGAAGCUAGAAUCCCUGAACACCUUGGAUGUUUCUCAUAAUCUCCUGAUGGGGCCGAUUCCGAACACCAUCGGGAGUUGCAAGAAUUUGGAGUAUCUCUGCUUGCAAGGGAAUUCCUUCAAUGGUUCCA
Messenger RNA from Linum tenue, 5776 nucleotides. The record is from the annotation of a GenBank genome assembly. NCBI's taxonomy places the organism in Eukaryota, Viridiplantae, Streptophyta, Magnoliopsida, Malpighiales, Linaceae.